Punica granatum (pomegranate) is the source of this 2247-nucleotide messenger RNA. The record is from RefSeq and is a predicted model, not a curated record. Lineage: Eukaryota; Viridiplantae; Streptophyta; Magnoliopsida; Myrtales; Lythraceae.
GCGGAAGGCGGAGGGAGCGAGGGAGGGACGGAGGGGACGGAAAAACGCCGCCUUGGGCCGGAAGGCGAGCGGAGGAGAGACGGCGGCGGACAUGGAUGACGAUAGAAUCUCGAGCUUGCCCGAGCAUGUGAAGCAUCAUAUCCUCUCUUUCAUACCGGACAUCAAGGAAGUAGCUAGGACCAGUUCGCUGUCGAAGUCGUGGCUACGGACGUGGCGAUCGUUCCAGAUCACCGACUUCAAACCAUGGCUCAUCAUACCCCGCGAGGCCAUCCUCGACAUCAUCAAGACCGGGCAGGGGAACGAGUACAGCGAGAGAUUCGUCAGGUUAGUCGACGACGCCCUUACGAGGUCCCGAGAUGGGAUGCCGCGGUUGCGACUCUACGUGACCUUUGACAUGAUUCCUCACGUCGAGAGAUGGGUUGAUUUGGCUUUAGACUAUCGUGUUGAGGAGCUGAUCGUAGAGAUCCUUCACAAUUAUCUUGACAAAUAUCAGUGCCCUGUUCCCGCAAGGGUUUUCUCUGCUAACUUCAUCAAAUCCUUAACAUUGGAUGGGGGGAUAAAGGUUGAUGGGAUUAGCGCAGUGCGUCUGCCUUCUCUGCGGUCGCUCCAAUUGUGGUCUGCCAAUAUUAACGAAGAGAUGUUUCGGAGACUCAUCGGGGGCUGCCCUGUACUUGAAGAUCUUAGUGUAUUCUGCUGCUAUCCCUUGUCCGAGAUCGAAGUCUCGAAUCUCAAUUACCUCAAGAGAGCGAGGUUGGGUACUGGCCUCCCUGAUUUUAAGUUUGUAAGAAUUAAAGCACCGGGAUUGGAAAGGUUCGAGUUUUGGUACAAUGCUGCAGUCGAACAGUCCGCCGGUCUGGUAGUUGAGGUACUAUGUCGGACCCUUACUUGCUUAAAAUUAACGAGCAUCCACAAGAGUGACGAGUGGUUCUGUCAUUUCCUUUCCAAAUUCCCUCUGCUAGAAAGCUUGACGCUUGAUGGAUUCGGAUCAUUGAAACGAAUCAGGAUCUCAAAUCCACUCUUGAAGAAGAUCUCAAUAGAGAGUUGCUAUCACUUGGAGGACCUCAGGAUUGAUACCCCAAAAUUGUUGUCUUUCUAUUACAAUAUCUACUACGGUCUAGGCGACAGGACACUCCCCUUCAUAUGGACGGAGAAUACUCCUUAUAGUUCUGCCGUCGGAUUCAGAAUUUCUUUCAGCUGGGAUCCUCCUGAGCUGUGGUUGGAGGGGCUCCAGAAAUUCCUCACUGGAUGGUCUGCCACAUUUAGAUGCCUUGAAUCAACCGUGUGUCUCUGCGAGAGUGGCGAAAGGAUUGAAGAAGAUAAGAAGAACUUGGCUUCAGCAGCACCCGGGAUACAAUAUAUGAAUUUCACGUCUAAGGCAUCCCAGUCUAUCAAUUUCCUUAUUCUGGAUUGCUUGUUUCGGACUUGCCAACCUAGAAGUGUUGUUCUCAGAGUGCCAUAUCCUUUAGUAAAGUUAAUCUGCGAGGCAUUCGCAGCCAAGGUGGGGUAUCCUGACUAUCCUGAUUGCUGUUCUGGUGCUGGUGGGUUUUUUUGUUUUUGUCACCGACUUAAAGACGCAAAGAUUGAAUGGGUUGAGGGGUACCACCAUGGUGGACCUUUAGACUGGAGCACUAUGUGCAGUCUGCUGCGCAUUGAAGUUUGGAUUCGAGCGGAGUGGUGGGAUUAGCAACCAGACUAUGCUGGACGAAGCUUGCUUUCCUGUAUGGAAUGCACUUUUUAGUGACCAGUGUACUAAAUGCAGCACAUGACCAGCUUCGUGGAGUGCGGGAUGAGUCCUUUUGGAGACCAAUAGUUUGGUAAUAAGAUUGUUCUGUCUGUUGGUAAGCAUGCACAUAUCUUACUAGGUUUGCACCCUUGUGGUGCUCUGUUUACAUAUAAGUCAUUGUUUACCAAUUAUACUACAUAAUUUAGAGAAAGGGACUAUUCAUAUCAUACUAUGCGAGAUUAUCCAUGCUUGCCUAUUCCCUAUGGAGUGUUUCCUCGCAGUUGCAGUUCAUGGUCGGACACUGUGAUGACAGAAACUUUGGCCUCGGAAGAACAAGGCCCAUACCGCCAACGUGGUUGAUUAUUCCUUCACAUUGUCCUGGAAAUUGCAUCUGUACACGUACCAUAUGAAAGAAAUUCCUGUAGAUUCAGUCUAGCGGGUCUCAUGAUUUACGGGAAACUCCGUCUGGAAUUCAUUGUAGUCAUUCAGGUUGCGUUUGAAUUAUUAGUGUAAUUUUAGAAUCA